Messenger RNA from Chenopodium quinoa (quinoa), 920 nucleotides. RefSeq names its product pathogenesis-related protein 1-like. Gene Ontology annotation, cellular component: extracellular region. The transcript has a single exon. NCBI's taxonomy places the organism in Eukaryota, Viridiplantae, Streptophyta, Magnoliopsida, Caryophyllales, Amaranthaceae. The record is from RefSeq and is a predicted model, not a curated record. Bases 250 to 741 code for a protein of 163 amino acids.
AUAUAAUAUCACCAAAUAUUGAUAAGCUAAACAAUAGCGUGCUUAAGUUUUAUAAGAUGUUAAAAUUCACCAAACAAAUUGUGGUCCAUAUAUCUAAAAUUUCACAGAAAAUCCCUAUGUUUAGCACCAUCAAUACUAUUUUUAACAAAAAACUAAAACAAAACCCACCUAUAUAAACAUAAUUCCCCCAACUUUUUUCCAUAUCUUUUCAUUCUCUCACCCUCAUUAGUUUUAAACUCACCCAAAACAAUGGCUAGUUUAAAUCUUUCCUUAGCCAUUGUUUUGGUAAGUGGGCUUACCAUGGCCAAUAUAUGUUGGGCUACAUCCGUAUUUGAUUGGAAACUUCAAUAUCUUGUACCAACUAAUGUGGCCCGUCUUGCGGCAUUGCAACCCCCUUUAGUUUGGAACGAGACUCUAGCAGCCUUUGCUAGAUCGUAUGCUAAAGAGAGAGCCGUAGAUUGCAAAUUGCAACACUCAAAUAGCCCAAUUUAUGGUGAGAACAUUGCAAUGAGUCCUGGAGAAUUAAGCCCAACUGAAGCUGUGGAUUUGUGGGCUGGUGAAAAGCCCAAUUAUGAUUAUGGCUCUAAUAAUUGCAAGGAAAUGUGUGGGCAUUACACACAAAUUGUUUGGAAAGAUACACAAAGUGUUGGGUGUGCCAAAGAAAAGUGUCAAAAUGGAGGCACUUUUAUUACUUGCAAUUAUUAUCCUCCUGGAAAUGUUAUAGGGCAAAGACCUUUUUAAGAAUUUUUUUGGUAGGAAAAUUAUGUGUUAGGGCCAUUUUUCAUAAUUCUUCAUAUUAAUUAACCAUUUUUGUAUACAUAAACAUAAGUGUAAUGUAUUGACACAAUAUUUCAUAUUCAACCUUGCUUUUGAGAAUUAGUGAUUUUGUUAAUUUGCUACCAUAAGGCGUAAAUAAUGCA